Messenger RNA from Pichia membranifaciens NRRL Y-2026, 1470 nucleotides. RefSeq lists its product as hypothetical. Lineage: Eukaryota; Fungi; Ascomycota; Pichiomycetes; Pichiales; Pichiaceae. Gene Ontology annotation, molecular function: monoacylglycerol lipase activity. The coding region runs from base 1 to 1470 and encodes 489 amino acids. The record is from RefSeq and is a predicted model, not a curated record. The transcript has 2 exons.
AUGUCACAAGAUAAGAGAAAAAACCAUUUAGUUGUUUUAAUUCACGGACUAUGGGGAUCAGCCCAGAAUAUGUCUCGAUUGGAGUCGGUUCUGCACCAUAGUCUAGAUGAGACGCCUACAUGCAAGAUGCACACGUAUGCACCAGAUUGUUUUUCUCAUUUCAAAACUUACGAUGGGAUUGAGUCCAUUGGCGGUUACAUAAUACCUGACCUGUUCAAACAUCUGGAGAGACUGCAAGCGGAACACGGAAUUGUUAUCGAGGAAAUCAGUUUUGUCGGAUAUUCCCUAGGUGGAUUGAUUGCCCGGUAUAUUAUCGGAGAACUAUAUGAAGUCGGGUUUUUUGAGAAGAUAAAACCGGGGUUUUUUACCACGUUUGCCACCCCGCAUUUGGGAGUGACUUUUUAUAACAGUCGAAUUUUGAAUGUGUGUGGCUCACACUUUUUAGGGCAAACCGGUAGAGAUUUGUUUUUAGUGGAAAAUGUUGACGGAAUUGUUUAUAAGUUGUGUGAUCCGGAAAGACGAUACUAUAAGGGAUUGAGCUUGUUCAAAACAAAAAUUUGCGUUGCUAAUGCUAAAUUUGAUAGGACAGUUGGAUUUUAUUCUGCCUUCAUCACCAAGUACGAUGUUUUCAAUGACUGGAACUCUGUCAACCCAAAAUAUAUUCAGGGUCUACCCACAGCCACUCUUACAGAAAAUGGGAAGCAGAUUCAGUGUAUGGUUAUUGAUUUCAAUGAGUCCGAGAGGAUUGACCCCGCUGAGAAGCAUAAAGAUCCCUCUCAAUCUUCACCUUCGCAUAGUAAGUUUGCAAUGACUAUAUUACUAACGGUUGGUUUCUUCUUAUUUCCAGUGAUUUUUUCUGUGAGCCUUUUUGCCACAGUAAAGAGUUACAUGAGGAGACGUGUUUUACCUAUUCCGGACUUUGCCAAGUUGUGGAAAAGUCAAAAUUUCUUGAAAGAAUCAGAUAAAAAUCAAGACCAUGAUGAUGGUUACAAUGAAGCAGAUAAUCUACAGCGGGGACCUAUUGGGGUUUCUCACAUUACAAGAGAAGUUGUAGAGAAUGGUUUGAAUAUGAUCAAUGAAGACGUUGACGCGGACAUUGACCAAAAUACACAGAAAAAGUCAUCGACUGAUACAUCGAAAUCUUAUUCAAUAGAUGUUGAAUUUGAGCUAGAUUACAAGUCGAGAGCAGAUUCUGUAGAGAAUCUUGUCAAUAACCUGAUCAAUAACGAUUUGUCGAAUGUUGGCUUGGCAAAGAAUCUUAAUCCGCUACCAUUCAAUGACGUAAGGCAACGCAUCUUAGAUAACCUCAAUUCCUUACCUUGGACCAAAAUUGCGGUGUUAUUGCAUAACUUGAAUGCACACCAAUCUGUUGUCGGCAGACGCGGCUUCGAAAGAACCCCUGAAAGCAUUCCAUUUUUAUUCUUAUAUUCUUUUCUUAUUGAUACUAGCAUGAAGCAGUACUCAAAUUAA